AUGACAUUGGAAUUAGAUGGUUGGCGAAGACACUUGUUGGAAUUAAAUUUGCAGGCAUGGGAGAAUGAGUUUUCGUUUCCCGUUGCAACCAAGUUGGACUCUUCGUUGAAAAAGAAUACAGCGUUUAUCAAAAAGAUCAAAACAAGCUUGAACCCGGACCAGUUGGAGAAUAUCCUAGCUGAUAUCAAAACGGUUUCGUUGGAAAAGUAUUUAUCGGAAGUGAUUGCUUCCUUGGUGGAUGGAUUGACACGAGUUUCGAGAAACGAUGACAUUGUUGCCUCGGUUGAAAUCGUGUCCGCUUUGCACCGGAGAUUUGGCGCUAGUUUCACCGGCGACAUGAUGAAUCAUGUUCUCUUGCUCACCUUGAACGAAGAAGUCGACGACGACGAAAAGGCAUCCAAUCAAGUUGUUUCUCGGCAAAAGAACCUUUUGAGGCUAGUGGGAGAGUUUUACUUGACGGGAAUUGUACGAACAGGAAGCGACUUGUUGGAGUUUGUUGACGCUAGACUCAUCAAGUUGUAUGCCUUGGACAAGAGACGCAACGAGCCGCUUUGGACUUUGCUUCUCAAGUAUUUACUCAAUUUCAACCUUGACCUGGGCAGAACCCUCGGCAUGGUGCAAUCCUUUUUGAGAAGAUUCCGCCACGUUAUCAUGGGAAGUGACGAUUUAUUGAGCUCGGAAGUCAAGCACGUGUCGAAGCAAAUUUUCAUCAUUUACACGGAAGCCAUCCUCGGUGUAGCGUUAAAUUUGAAAAAAGAAGUACACAAGAUUGAAAAGAGGAACAGAAAAGCGUCGAUUAGGACCGGUAGGAUUCAGGAAAGCGACGAGCUAGACUUUAAAGUUGUUCAAGAGACUUUUGACAACUUCAAGGUUGCGUUAAAGUACUUGUCGCCCAUUGUUGGCGUUGAAGUUCCGGAGACAUUGUACGAUGACGAUUUCGGAGACCAAGAUGAAAACACAGUGGAGGUUGUUAAGCAAAAGCCAGCGGUGGAGGAUGACGCAAAUGGAGUCUGGGAAGAUGCCAAAGAAAAGGCAUUCUACACCGUGAUUCCCCUGUUGGCAGAAUUGAUGGACAAUUAUGAUAAUAAUAAAGAUAAAAAUCAAGAUAAAAAUCAAGAUAAAAAUCAAGAUAGAAAUCAAGAUAGAAAUCAAGAUACAGAUCAAAAUCAAAGUAAAGAUCAAGAAGAGGAUUCUGCUUCGGUGUCUUCUGGAGAAAGAAUUCAAGACUUUUUGGACAGGUUGGAAGAUGUCAGGUCGAAUGACUUGGAGCAACUUGUGGUGGAGUUCAACAACCUCAAUCUCAACAACAAGGCGACAAGAAACAGAAUCAUGAAGUUUUUCAUCGAGACUUCGACAUUAAACAACUUGAAAUAUUACACAAGAUUUCUUAAAAUUGACGAGCUGAAAUUGUCCGACUUGAUUGAGGAUUUAAUCACAUAUUUAGACAAUGGAUUCAGGUCACAGCUCCACCGGAACAAGCUCAAUGUCAAGAAUAUUCUAUUCUUUGUCGAGUUGAUCAAGUUUAAAAUGAUCCCCGUGCACAUCAUUUUCCACAAGAUACGUUCACUUACGGUGAACAUAACCUCAACCAACAAUAUCGAGAUUUUAUCGGUCUUUUAUGAAAAUGUCGGUAGAUUCCUUUUAAACGAGCCCGAAUACAAAGAUUACACUCGAGAAAUGAUUGAGCUUCUCCGAGAAAAACUGAAGCAAUCAAACAUCACCGUUAAUGACAAGUUGGCAAUCAACAAUUUACUCAUCACGGUGGAGCCCCCAGCGGCAAAGAUUCAACGCGAGAUUAAAGUUCUUUCGCCAAAACUGCAAUUUAUACAGACAAUUAUCCGAUCAGAGUUGACCGCCAAGCUGCUUCCUCUUGUUGCUCAACUUUUGAAAAAGGCAAUACAUGACAUUGACAAGGAAGGUUUCCAGACAUUGCUCGAUUGCUUUGCUCGCCCCGACUUACUCAACUACGACAACAUUGGCGCCUUGGCCAAGCUCUUGCAAGUAUUCGCCGAGAAGCAGAGAAGAGUGAUUAUUCUCACAGUCGACACCGUUAUUGAGAACAUAAUCCGUGGUCUUGAAAUGAAUGAUUUCCGAAUGAACAGAGCAAGGAUGUCCCAGGUCAAGUACGUGGCUGAGAUGUAUAACAAUAAGAUUGUGAAUUUCAAGCUUGUCAAUGACAUUUUAUAUCGUAUUCUAUGCUUUGGCCACCCGCAAAAUCAACCUUUACCAGAUAAUUGGGAAGUGGAUAUUGAUUACCCUAAUAACUACUUUAGGAUCCAGUUGUGUUGCUUGUUGCUACUUUCCUUGGAGUCUAUCUAUAUCGCCACCGACGUGUCUAAAAAGAAAUCUCCAAACAGAGCCAACGAGGUUAAAAAGAGGAACGAGAUGAAUAGAAAUCUCCUUGGAGUAUUUGUCACGUUCUUGCAAUACUACAUCUACUGCAAAGAGCAUCCUUUCCCAGUUGAAGUCAAGUUCAAGUUGGACGAUAUGUUUGCCAAGUACAAAAGUGUGCCAACUGUAGUCCGCUACCAGUCUGUACAAGAUAUAAUGAAGAGGCUAGCUGAGCUGAUUCAGACUAAAGAGGACGCGGAGUCCUUUUUGGACAACGAUGCAGAGAAUGGAGAAGAGGCCUUUGACGACAUGUCCUCGACGGGAAGCAGCUCAGGAGAAGAAGACGACGACGAAGAUCUUGAUGAUGAGGAGGAGGAGGAUGAAGAAGAUGAUGAGGAGGAUCUGGAGGAUCUGGAGGAAGGUGAAGAUGACAACGACGACGACGAUGCGGAGGAUGAGGAGGCGGCGGAGGAGGGCCUGGACGAAGAAGACGACGAUGCCGACGAUAGUGAAAGUGAAGACACUGAAGAACGUGCCUCCGCGGAAGUCCUCUCGGAAGCGGAGAGGCUCAGGCUCGAGGCAGAUCGCAAAUUCCAGAGCGAUUUGGACAGGGAAUUCCAGCGAAUCAUGAUUGAGUCGUAUGGAAGCACAGUUCAAAACAGCCAGGAUCUAAGGUUCAAACAGCGGCUACCAGCGCCAGGACAAUUUUACAAAGACGAUGGCCGGCUCAACUCCAUUUCCGCCAAUGGUAGCAAAGUCUCGUUUGGGUUGUUGACCAAAAAUGGCAAGGGCAACAAUGUAAGACAAUUGAAUUUGCCCACCGAUAAUAGAUUUGCGGAAUCGGUGUUGAGAGAGCAAGAGAAUAGGAGAAAAGAUCGAGAAAGAAUCAUAAACUUGGCUUCACAGAUGGAAAGCUAA
Lodderomyces beijingensis is the source of this 3249-nucleotide messenger RNA. NCBI's taxonomy places the organism in Eukaryota, Fungi, Ascomycota, Pichiomycetes, Serinales, Debaryomycetaceae. The record is from the annotation of a GenBank genome assembly.